This is a messenger RNA of Nothoprocta perdicaria, 372 nucleotides long. RefSeq names its product C-type natriuretic peptide 2-like. Bases 1 to 372 code for a protein of 123 amino acids. Gene Ontology annotation, cellular component: extracellular region. Gene Ontology annotation, molecular function: hormone receptor binding; hormone activity. The transcript has 2 exons. The record is from RefSeq and is a predicted model, not a curated record. NCBI's taxonomy places the organism in Eukaryota, Metazoa, Chordata, Aves, Tinamiformes, Tinamidae.
AUGCUGGGGCUCCACUCGUGGCCUUGCUCGCUUCUCCUCCUCCCGGCUCUGCUCUCGGCCAGCGUUCACUCUGUGUCCCUACCGGGACACAGGCUACAGAUGCUCCUUUCCCAGUUGCUGCCCCUGGACACGGAAUCUAUGCUGGCUGAAGAGGACACGAAGGAAGGGUCCAGCUUUGGACUUCCAUCACCCUCCUCCGCGCUCCCUUUCCUCCCAUCUGGGGCCAGAGCCGCCCGGCUCUCGCUCUGGCGCAAGGCUCUGGCCAGUCGCAAGUGGGCGCUGGCUGGGGAGUGGGCCUGGAAGGCCAUGCCCAGGGGCUGCUUUGGASUGAAAAUGGACCGGAUCGGGACCUUCAGUGGUUUGGGGUGCUAG